UGUUUCCCAGCUCUCUUAUCAUCAUCUGCCUUAAUCCUCAUACAUACUCCUCAUUAUAGCCAGCUUCUAUCUCUGCGACAAGCCUUCAGCUUCUUCGGUCCUCUAAUCGAUUGGAUCGGACUCACUCCAGUUUCCAAGUUUGAGAACUCAGAACGUACAACCGUCUCCAUUCAAAGGUGACAGCAAAUUGAUUUCAAAAAAUCCCUUUACAUCUCUGCAGGCGCGAACAAGUACAAUCUAAUUCGUUCAAUUCGUCGCGUCAUUGGUAUUUGUGAAUUGGCUCGAGUAGGAUCUUGUUUGGGGCGCUAGGAAGCCGUUUUUAAAUACAGUAGCAGUUUCAUUCUGGACCUCAAAGAGAAUCAAGCUACCCCCUUUUGGUUAUCAACGUCCCCUUCCUUCCACCCUUCUGGACCCGUUCCACUUAGAACCAACGUCGUCCGAGUGAUUUUACAAACCCUCCUUAGGACACUAAGCGCCUUAUCGUCAUGCCUGCGGACUCGCAUGAUGGUGCCGAAAUUCACCUCGAUAUCACGGACGUGGACGCCCCCGGUCAGGAUUCUAAUCUGACGCUAAGCUCGCAUUCAAGUUCCUUUGGGAGCCAUGGCGAGCGGAUUGAAGCAGGCGUCGAUCAAAAAGAUGUUCCACUGAAAGAAGAUCCUCGAAUUGAAUCCAAGGUCGAUGUCCAACAAGCAGAAAAAAGUUUUGCGGAGUUGCGGCGUCAGCUCACACAAGCUUCUUCAGCACAUUUAUCGGCGGAGGGAGGCUCGAAGGAUCCGGAGAAACAAGACGGCCAUGUGGCAUUCGACCUGCUACAGUAUCUGCGGCCUCCUUCCCAAUCGCACGAUGCACUUCACGUACACCCCAAGAAAUUAGGUGUUGUCUUUGAAAACCUCGGAGUCCUCGGUGCCGGCGGUAUGAAACUUCCGAUUCGAACUUUCCCAGAUGCUCUUAUGGGCCUUUUCAUGGCUCCGGUCGUAGCGGUCAUGAUGAGGCUAAAGAGCUUUCCUCCAAAGCAAAUUCUAUAUCCGAUGAGCGGCUUCCUUAAGCCCGGAGAGAUGUGUUUAGUUUUGGGUCGGCCGAACAGCGGAUGCUCGACCUUUUUGAAAGCGAUCGCUAAUCAAAGGAUCGGUUUCAUCCGGGUUGAUGGCGAUGUCACUUACGGUGGACUACCCGCGGACGUCAUGGCAAAACAGUUCAAGGGAGAGGUUGUCUAUAAUCCGGAGGAUGAUAUACACCUUCCUACGCUGACUGUAGCUCAGACACUCAAGUUUGCUUUAUCCACCAAAGCUCCUGGACGUCUCUUACCUCAUCUGAGUAAGAAUGCAUUUAUUGAGAAAGUGAUGGAUAUCUUUCUUCAGAUGCUAGGGAUCAGCCACACUAAAAACACCAUGGUCGGAGACGCUCAAGUGCGAGGGGUGUCGGGAGGUGAGCGCAAGCGCGUCUCUAUUGCCGAAAUGAUGGCCACUCGUGCUUGUGUGUUGUCGUGGGAUAAUUCUACACGAGGUCUUGACGCGUCAACUGCCUUGGAAUAUGCCAAGUCUCUUCGCAUUCUGGCGAAUAUUUUUUCUACCACGAUAUUUGUUACAUUGUACCAAGCCGGUGAAGGUAUAUAUGAACAAUUCGACAAAGUCCUCCUGCUCAACGAGGGACGAAUGGCUUAUUUCGGACCAGCCAAAGAAGCACGUCCAUAUCUGAUCAGUCUGGGUUACAAGAAUCUACCUCGACAAACAACAGCCGAUUAUCUCACUGGCUGCACUGACCCGAAUGAGCGACAGUUCCAGGAUGGUAUCGAUGUUAAUAAGAUCCCUCAAUCACCUGAAGAAAUGAACCUAGCUUACCUCAACAGUAGUAUCUAUCAAAGGAUUGAGGAAGAAAGACUUGAUUACAAAAAGUAUCUUGCCCAAGAGCUGCGGUUCCAAAACGAUUUUAAAGAGGCAGUCAAGCGAGACCAGGGAAAAGGUGUUCGAAAAAAGUCGCCUUAUACAGUCAGCCUCAUAAGCCAACUGCAAGCCUUGGUCAUUCGUGAUGUACAACUUACUCUGCAAGAUAGGAAGAGUCUAGUUUUUGAGUGGGCGACGGCGCUAUCAAUAUCUAUCGUCAUCGGUAGUGUUUUUUUGGAUCAACCUUUAACCACUGCUGGCGCUUUUACAAGGGGUGGAGUGAUUUUUAUGGGGCUUUUAUUUAAUGUCUUUAUGUCCUUUUCUGAACUUCCAAAACAAAUGCUGGGAAGGCCAAUUAUGUGGCGACAAACUUCAUUUUGCUUCUACCGCCCUGGAGCACGUGCGUUGGCCGGUGCAAUAGCAGAGAUCCCAUUUUCUUUGCCAAAGGUUUUCAUUUUUUCAUUGAUUCUUUACUUCAUGACCAACCUGAAUCGUACUGCGUCUGCCUUCUUUACUUACUGCUUAAUCGUUUACAUGGGUUACUACACGCUCAGUUGCUUUUUUAAAGUUUUGGGAGCGAUCUCCUUCAGCUUCGACACGGCUUCAAGAUUAGCCAGUUCUUUGGUCAUCUUAAUGACGAUCUACAGCGGAUACAUGAUUCCAAGACGCUCUAUGAAAGAUUGGCUCAUUUGGAUUUAUUAUAUGAAUCCAGUCAAUUACGCAUUUUCAGCAUUGAUGGGCAAUGAGUUUGGUCGAAUCAGUUUAGCUUGUACAGGUGAUUCAAUCGCUCCUCGGGGUCCAGGCUAUCCAGCUAACCUUGGCGUGAAUCAAGCGUGCACUGUCUUGGGAUCGAGACCUGGAAGCCCAGACGUUAUCGGUGAAGACUACAUCCGCAGCAAUUUCUCAUAUUCUGAAUCGCAUGUUUGGAGGAAUUUUGUUAUUGUGUGCGCCUUCGCGGCCCUUUUCCUCAUUCUUCUCUUUAUCGCCGUUGAAACUUUGGCGCUGGGGUCUGGAAGCCCAGCAAUCAACGUAUUCGCAAAGGAGAACGCAGAACGCAAGACGCUGAAUGCAAAACUACAAGAGCGAAAACAAGAUUUUCGGACUGGCAAAGCGACGCAAGACUUAUCAAGUUUGAUACAGACUCGCAAGCCCUUCACAUGGGAAGAUUUGAGCUAUAGCGUAUCUGUUCCCGGUGGUCACAAGAAACUGCUUACAAACAUAUACGGAUACGUUAAGCCGGGGACAUUGACUGCUUUGAUGGGCUCCUCUGGAGCAGGUAAAACCACCUUACUAGAUGUAUUGGCAGAUCGCAAAACAACAGGGGUAAUUAGCGGUGAGAUUUGCAUCGCGGGCCGAAAACCCGGUGCAGACUUUCAGCGAGGAACGGCAUACUGUGAGCAGCAAGAUGUACAUGAAUGGACAGCCACCGUUCGCGAAGCCAUGCGAUUUUCAGCGUAUCUUCGCCAACCAGCAGAUGUAUCAAUUGAAGAAAAGAACACAUACGUCGAAGAGAUGAUACAACUUCUCGAGCUCGAAGAUCUUGCUGAUGCUAUGAUUGGAUUUCCUGGGUUCGGCCUUGGAGUGGAAGCGCGAAAACGGCUCACAAUCGGCGUUGAGUUAGCGGCCAAACCACAGCUACUUUUAUUUCUCGAUGAACCUACGUCUGGUCUUGAUGGGCAGAGUGCCUAUAACAUUGUCCGUUUUCUACGAAAGUUGGCAACCGCUGGCCAGGCGAUUCUAUGCACAAUCCACCAGCCAAACGCACUGCUAUUCGAAAACUUCGACCGCUUGCUUUUGCUCAAACAGGGAGGUCGGUGCGUCUACUUUGGUGACAUCGGUCAUGAUUCUCAUGUCAUCCGGUCGUAUUUUGAGAAAAACGGAGCGAAAUGUCCGGAAGAUGGUAAUCCUGCGGAGUUUAUGCUGGAAGCCAUCGGUGCUGGGACUUCAGCGCAGUACGGCGGUACCAAAGACUGGGCGGAUCGCUGGGUAGAGUCUCUCGAACACGCUGAAAACAUGCGUGAAAUAAAGCGUUUGAAGGAACAGUCGCUGAAAGAACACUCUCAACAGGGGCCUUCCGUCAAAGAGAUGAAAUAUGCUACCUCAUUUGUUUACCAGUUAAAGACUGUUGUUGACCGGACGAAUUUGAGCUUUUAUCGCAAUGCAGAUUAUGAAGUCACGCGGGUAUUCAAUCACGUCGCCAUAGCACUCAUUACAGGCCUGACCUUCUUGCGUCUCUCCGAUGGAAUUGGAGAUCUACAAAAUCGCAUAUUUGCUGCUUUUCAAGUGGUCAUUUUGAUUCCUUUGAUUACAGCCCAGGUAGAACCUACGUUCAUAAUGGCGCGGGACAUCUAUUUGAGAGAGUCUUCCUCUAAAAUGUAUUCGCCCGUCGCUUUUGGAAUCGCCCAGUUUUUGGCUGAGAUGCCAUACUCUUUGGUUUGCGCAAUCGUCUUCUUCAUUCUGUGGUACUUUCUUGUGGGGUUUCAGGGCGCCAGUGAUCGAGCAGGUUAUGCAUUUCUCAUGGUUGUUGCCCUCGAGACAUACGCCGUUACUCUUGGGCAGGCUAUUGCUGCUCUAUCUCCCAGCAUGUUUAUUGCGGCUAAAGCGAACCCCCCUGUCAUCGUGACUUUGACCUUGUUUUGUGGAGUUACUGUGCCCAAGGCUCGACUACCUGGGUUCUGGAGAGUAUGGUUGUACGAAUUGAAUCCCAUCACCCGAUUCAUCUCUGGAACGAUUGCCAACGAGAUGCAUGAUUUGCCCAUUGCCUGCAGGAAUGAGGAAUACACGGUUUUCCAACCACCUAGUGGUCAGACUUGUGCUCAAUGGGCGGGACCAUUUGUCAGUUCUUUUGGUGGAUACUUGCUCAACGGCGAAGUCAGCUCAGAUUGCCAGUACUGUCAAUUCUCUAAUGGAAAUGAAUACCUGAGGAUUAAUGACAUGAGGUUUGAGGAUCGAUGGAGAGAUUUUGGAAUCUUUGUGGUUUACAUUGCUGCCAACUUGGUGGUGAUUGUUUUGGGCUCACGUUUCUUGACUCACAUUUAUGCCAAGAGAUGAAACAAAAAAAGUUAAUUAACUACUAAUCUCUAGGGCUAACAAAUAGUCAGGCAUAAAAGCAUGUUGGAAAGUUUCAAGAUCAAUAAGUACUAUUGUUAUACAAAUUAAUAUUUGCAAGUUAAUUUCACUAGUUGAUUCAAUUCAUUGUAACCUCCAUAAACUAAGA
Messenger RNA from Puccinia graminis f. sp. tritici CRL 75-36-700-3, 5097 nucleotides. RefSeq lists its product as uncharacterized. Bases 486 to 4931 code for a protein of 1481 amino acids. Lineage: Eukaryota; Fungi; Basidiomycota; Pucciniomycetes; Pucciniales; Pucciniaceae. The transcript has 21 exons. Gene Ontology annotation, molecular function: ATP binding; ABC-type transporter activity; ATP hydrolysis activity. Gene Ontology annotation, biological process: transmembrane transport. Gene Ontology annotation, cellular component: membrane. The record is from RefSeq and is a predicted model, not a curated record.